Messenger RNA from Eriocheir sinensis (Chinese mitten crab), 19336 nucleotides. RefSeq names its product sodium channel protein 60E-like. Bases 4570 to 12435 code for a protein of 2621 amino acids. The record is from RefSeq and is a predicted model, not a curated record. Gene Ontology annotation, molecular function: voltage-gated sodium channel activity. Gene Ontology annotation, cellular component: plasma membrane; voltage-gated sodium channel complex. Gene Ontology annotation, biological process: neuronal action potential; sodium ion transmembrane transport; membrane depolarization during action potential. NCBI's taxonomy places the organism in Eukaryota, Metazoa, Arthropoda, Malacostraca, Decapoda, Varunidae. The transcript has 35 exons.
UCUUUCUAUAAACCAGCUUCCUUUAGGUUUGUUCACUUCAUUUAUGUUCCUUAUUUCUUCUCGCUUCCUUUUCUUCCUUUCGUCUGGCCGUGACGGGUCCCCAUGUGGUUCGAGUGACAUUUUUCCUCAAAAGAUUUAUUGAACUCACUCUUCAGGUGGAAUAAAAGAGCCUCAGAGAUUAACAGAAUCCUUUUAUCUUCAGUGAACAGAGAACAUUUAUUUAUAUAUGCAUACAGACAGAGAUAGAUAGAUAGAUAGAUUUAUUUGUGUAUUUGUUUACUUAUCUAUGGUUUAUUAUCACAUAUUCUUUCAUAAGGCAUUGAUGAUUGCAUUUAAUAAUUUUUCAUUUAUAUAUAGUAACGAAUUUGCUUCUAUUUACGAAACUAAUAAUUACUUAACUUAAUCUAGCACCACGUUCCUAGUCUGAUAAGAAAACCUCCAUUCACGUAUUACUGGAGACUUUCAUUUAAAGAAGUAAACCAGCGAGACAUCAGAGCCCGCCGUGCAAUAUUCCACGAGACAACGAGCGGCAACGAGCGGCUCGCGUCACGCACGCCGCCGCGUCACGGGGGCCACGAUCGACGCUCGCUGGAAAUGCACGAAAAGCUGUCGACACAUUAGCUGACCGAGAAAAAUAUUGCCGAAAAACGUCCAAUUUUUGUUCUAAUUGCAGGCUUUCCGUGUAAUUGCAAAACUACAACUUUUGCUCGCACCUGCUGCCCCUCCCGACAACAGAUUACCGCGUGAUUACCUUGCCUCUGUUUGCUUUCUCUAAUUAUUUGGGCAAAUCAGCUAAAAUAUAGUCUGCUUCUUAUUUCCCAUAAUCAUUUGGUUACUUUUACUUAGAUUCUUGCUUAUUCUAGUUUAUGAAAAAGGUGAUUUGAUUAAACUUUUGUAGAGAGAGAGAAAAAACAAAUUAUGGUAAACAUCUGGCUGGCCACCAUGGAUUCGCUUAUGAAAGAGAAUGGAAUAUGUCGUGCAUGGGCUCUCAAAUAAUAACAGGGAAAGAAAACACGUAUUCGAAUCCUCUAAUUAACAAGUAGGGUCUCCGUACAGAAACUGAUCACCACCUUCCAAAAGAGAGGAACCGUAAAACUUGCAUCCUUCCAAAUUAUUCUGGUCCCGCUUUGCUCUGGAUUGGGGCAGAGUCGUAGAUAAGGAAAGAUUGGCCAUUCGCUCUCUUUUUUUUUUUACAUCUUUGCCUAUGGCGCUAUACGUCAUCUUGCCUCUAUGCUACCCAUCCCCACUCACUUCUACCCAGCGCUUCUGUCUAAACACAAGCUAAUCACCAAUAGAUAAAAAUGCUAGUCUUUCGAAUGUUACCACUUUUAUCUAUGAGGGUUAGUUUGUUUUUAGAGGUGCUGGGUAGGAAGCAGUGAUCAUGGGCAGCAUACGACUUAAACACUUUCAAGGAGGGAGUAUCAAGACCUUUUUCAAAUGACUGGUUUCUGUUUUCGAUAUCUUUUAUUAAACACCAUUUCCAGGAGCAGUGCUUAGUGGUUUUUUUUCUUCUCUUUGCGCCCUUGAGCUGCCUCCUUUCCUGUAUAAAAAUAGAGAUGUCAAGAUGACGUCCAGGGAGCGCAUAGACAAACUCUUCCUAUACACGGCGCUGGGUUGGGGAGAGGCAGAGGAUGUUGUGACGUGACUUGCCGGGCCUUCCUUACCCUCCUUUCGUCUCCCCCUCCCCGUGCAUCCUCCACUACGUCGCUUCUUCAACUGUUUUUUUUUUUUUGCUCUUUCUUUUUCUUCCCUCCCUUGGCUCCUCUUGAUCUUUCAGUUCCCUUCUUUCGUCUUUCUUUACCCUUGAAAUUUUAUUUCUCACGUUAUUUUUUUUUUGCUACUUCUAAAGGCGUUUUGUUCCACUCCUCACCGAAGUACUCUACAUUUCUUCAUCUCUUACGCAUCUACUUUCUCGUCCGUUAGUUUCUUUUUUCUUCACCCAUCUCCUUGCUUGACCUCAGCUCGGGCUUCUCUUGACUCUCCAUCAUCAUCCCCCUCUCAACCAAAGCCAUUCACCCACUCACUCCUGCUUCCAGCCUGGCAUUGCUUUCCCUGCCCUCAUUGUUCGUCUCUCUAGGUUCCAGCCCCUCCUUGUGUCUUGCCCUCUGGCUCUCGCCACUUCCUGACACAAGGCUGAAGCUUCGUUUCGUAGCCUGCUCCUGAGAGACAUGAAACCGUGGGGCAUGGUAAGACCGGGGAACCAAGUUGUGAACUUUGCAAAAAAUAAAGUUACUGCAUAUGUUAGUAGCUUUUUCAUUACCGCUGUUGGCUCUUCGAAUUUUCAAAUGUCUCUCGUCUGUGAAAUUCGUUAAAGAAAAGAAAUCAUUAUAUAUUCAGGCGUUUAUGGCCAUUGAUGUUUAGGUCCUAUGAAGUCCUUUGAAGCAACAAUGAUAUCUGCUUCUACAAACACUUGUUAAUGCUGCAGGCUCCACCUGAGGCGGCUGGUGUGUUAGUUUUGUGGUUCAUUCAACUGUAAAGACCUUAAAACUGUGUGUGUGUGUGUGUGUGUGUGUGUGUGUGUGUGUGUGUGUGUACUGGGGGUGAGAGGGGUAAGGGUUUAUUGAAGACCUUCCUGUAUUCUCUUAGCAGACGUUUUCGCUCUAUCCCCACCAAAUUAUAUGCACAUGACACUCACAUACCCUUCCCCAAUUUUUUAUAUUACAAUCAUCCAAUAAUAUAAACUUUGCCUCGGAGUUCUCUUAUAGGGCAGAGGUUAGAAAGGUCCCCAGGCGGUGCCCCACUUCAGGCAUCGACCCAAGGAGGUUUCUUGAGAGCUCUUCCAACUUUUUCAUCGUAUCCAUAUACAACAUUCGCGGUUUUCACUCUAAUCUCCGUUCCAUGGACCCCCGUUUCUCCUCAAAACCUCACCUUCUCUUCCUAAAUGAAACCCUUUUAAAAAUGGCUCCUGACAGUUAUAUCUAAUCCAUCUCCCUCUCCUUUAUCUUAUCCAAAAUCUCUGUCCAAAUUUUGAUGUGUAUGUACGCAGUGAAAGUAUUUGCUCUCGUGCCCACGAUCUUAAUUCUUCGGUAUUUUCCCCCAUCUAUAUAAAACAUAAUUGACAUUCUAUCUUGCUUUUCACCUUAUCAGCUCUCAUCCUAAUUCUGACUGCCUCCUACCUCUCAAAAUCAACUUUCGAAAAUCCUGAUGCUAGAGUGAACCAGCAUCUUCAUUCUUUCACUCCUUUCAUUCUGGUACAGCUUUCCCUCGUCUGUAUGUCUUCCUUCCUACGACUUCCAUGUUUUCAAGAGGGAUGUAUGCUGCCACUUCUCCAACCUAAUUUGACUACUCUUUGAAACUUCUCGUGCCCUCUGCUCGUGGGAGAACUUCUUUCCUGACUUUUAUCUGUCCAUGUUUAUACUUUGAACUACCUCUUUUCAUGUAAAAAGAAUCAAACACGCGCUCCCACACACAUAUAGGAUUAGCUAUCACCAACGAUUGAAAAAAAUAUAAUACCUUCAUUCAUUUUUAUUAUUUUUCAAGAUUUACAUUUCUUUGUUCUCUUUUCCUCCUCCUUCCCUUUCCUUCCCUUUCUGUGCUUGCUUUCCAUUAUGCAUGUAUCCUCACAUUCUUGGACCCGAAUGAUGCAUCCCUUCCAAUAACCCACCGUAAUGUUUCCCGGUUCGAGUGGCCAACAAUCUGCUCCCGGCAAGAAAGCGGCAAAAGACCUGAAGACCCGCAUCGGAAAACGAUAGCGAUAAGAUUCGAAGGUAAAUCUUGACCGGUGGACAGUGGCGUGUCAGGUUGCUGAAUAAACUAUAGGAGAGGCGCGUGCGCAGGGAAAGACCGUAUUGGGAAAAGCGGGAGGUGGUAAGGCAGGGGCGGAGGCAACAUGAGUGAGGGUGGUGCAGCUUGAUCCCCCUUUUCCCCCACCCCGCAGCUCCUACUGUGCCUUUGUUACCUUUCUGCUUCGUUUGAAACUGGGCAAAGUAUUUGUCGUGAGUGUAGGUAGUGCAGGCCCUGGCACGCAGAUGUCAGCACUGACCUUACAUCGUCUUCACGGCCUCACUGUAACAGAAAAUAACUUAAUAUGUUGGCAGUUGACUGGAUAGUUUUAUGAAGUACGUUUUUUUUAUAUUGUCAUGAUUAACUAAGUUUUCCAGCUGACCCAAAUUUAAAUACAGCGUCGAGUAGUGUGUGUGACUCGUGUUCCUCGGCGAGGCUGUGUUCGGUGUACAGUGUAGUCUGGCACCCACAAAAAGUAUGUUACAUUAAUUAUUCCUUGUGCAGUGGUAGCCGCAGUUUAUCAUGUGAUGGAAAUUGAUUUAUCGACUGAAAAUGUAUUGCGGAAAAUACUUGUUAUACACUACAGAUAUGCCUCAAGCAAUGAGUUAUUUCACGCUUGUUCCAUAUCCCGGUGACCAUCGCCGACGCGAGUGCUAACCAAGUUGUUACUAAAUUGCAGGUCCUACCAUAUAUUCCCCUGUUAUUGGUGGAUAAAAUUCCGAAGCUCUUGUGACACUGUGAGUGAGAUGGAUUCGAUAUAGAAAAUGGCUGUGUGACUUUGGGGUGUUGUUAAAAUCGUAGGUGUUUGUGGCCGUGCAAGGUAGCAAUGGCCCAGCAGAGGUCGCCAUGUCCCACCGGCGGAGUAGUAGCUUGACGGGCGGUGCCAGGGCGUCAGACGAACAGGUCCCCUCCGCCCAGGCGAGGACCAGACCUCCUCCACCUCUGAAGGCAUCAAGUUUUGACUGUGGAGACCAUGGAGCGGCCGGAGAGGAGGGCGCGCGAAAGCGUCCUGAGAACUUGGCCCAGGCCGCCAUCUCGGUUGCGCACAGCACGUAUGAAGCCAUUGAGAACCGAGGUGAGGCCAUCAUGCAGCGAUUUGAUGACUCGAUUGACGAGCUGGAGAAUGGCCCGUUGGUGCAGACGGCGAAGGCGACGGUGCAGAAAGUGGCUACUGUCAUCGAGAAACCAGUAGGCUUGAUCAAGCAAAGUCGUUUCGUAGAAGAAGUGAGUGGCGUGCUGACGGAGAUCGAAAACACCGAGGUGGUGCAGGUGGCCCGGGGCAGAGCACGCCAAGCCUACAUGUACGUGGAGCCCAUCAGUGAGAAGAUCUUGAGCCGUGUCGGAAGCCUCGAUGCAGACGAAGAUGACGUGCAGUUCGUUAUUCCUCCCUCGAUGCAGCGGUCCCCAGGCAAGACUGUUGUUGUGCCAGUCAAGCCGAGACCCUUACUAAGGCAGUUUGAUAUAGAUAGUCAAAGAAUUAAGAUAGACCCUACCCAGUAUGUUCCAAUUCAAGAGGAAGUUCCUGAAAUACAUGUUUCGGGUGAAGAUGGAGGAUUUUCCGUCCUGUCUCAAGAAGGUGAUAAAUUGCUCAAGGUCAAAGCUCCAGACCAAAUCAGCAUCGUGUCCGCCACCGACUCAGAACGACAAUACGAGCUUGUGCGUCCCCACCGGCUGUACCGCACGCCGCCCCUUCCGCCCCCCAGACACAAGGAGCCCCGGCGCUCCCUGCAGGCGAGGUUAUCAAAUAACGGUGUGAAAACAACGAUCGUUGAAGAAGCCGCUGGAGAGAUGACAUGUCGAUGUGCUGCUAGUGCGAGAUCAGUUCGUUUUACGGAGAAGGAUAGUGGAAAGGGUAGUGACUCGGAGGCUAUGUGCGUAGCAGGGAAGGACGUGUCCUCCAACUUGACGGUGAAGAGAAUGGUGGAUGUGGUGGAGCGUCGGCCGGCCAUGAAAGACUCGCGUUCCAUUGAGACGGUGGACAAACGGAACUCUUUGCUGGACGAGUGCACGGAGGACCAGCCCCUCAUACCCGUGGAGUCCCUGGAGGGGUCCAGCAUCUCCAAGAUCCGGGAGAAGCUGCGGGAGUAUAACUACAAUGUGAUCUGCAUCAACGGCAAGACUUUCUAUGUGCCUAAAUCUGUUGUGAAAGAGCCCGCGCCUCGGGAAGUGUACGGCGGAGCCUCCACCUUCUUCGAGGCCUCGGAGACUAUUGACUGGAAAACAGUGAAAGACGCCAGUGGACACGAUGCUCCAGUCAAGGAAAAACCUCGCUGGAUGCAGCAGAUUUCCACGGGACUGGAGAACUUCCUCAGCAACGCCCACGACCCUUGGCUCUCUGAGGCCGACCGAGACCCGUUGGCCUGCGACUCGUGCUGCACGUGCUUCGACACCAGUUUGGGCUGGGACAAGAAGAAGGGUCCCAAGUUCCCCUUACAGCAGAAGAACGAGACGUUCUGUGUGGUGUCCAAGAGGUUCCGCAAGAACUAUGUCCACCGGUUCUCUGCCUCCAAGUCCUUGUUCCUCUUCUCGCCAUGGCACCCGCUGCGUCGGGCCGCCAUUUUCCUGUCUACAAACCAGUUCUUCGAUUACCUGGUCAUGGCCACCAUCCUCCUCAACUGUGUCUUCCUCGCCAUGACAGAAACCGUAGCCGAGGCUGAGUACAUGUUUCUCGCGAUCUACUCGGCCGAAAUGAUGAUCAAAACUGUCGCCAAGGGCUUCAUCCUCAACAAGUACACGUACCUGCGCAACCCCUGGAACUGGCUGGACUUCGUGGUGAUCGCGUCCGGUUACGUGACGUUAGUGAUAGAACUCGGUGACAUGGACGUCCAGCUCGGCAAUCUGGCUGGCCUCCGAACCUUCCGAGUUCUUCGAGCACUCAAAACGGUCUCCAUCAUGCCUGGAUUGAAGACCAUCAUCAACGCGCUACUCAACAGCAUCAAACAGCUCGUGGAGGUGAUGACGCUGACGGUGUUCUGCCUGAUGGUGUUCGCGCUCUUCGCCCUGCAGGUCUACAUGGGUGUGCUCAAGAACAAAUGCGUCAGGUCCAUUCGCGGGAACGUGACGGGAGAGGAGUGGAGAGCGUGGCGUGACAACUCUAAGAACUGGUUCAUCGAGAAUGGCACCAACCAUCCAGACAUCGGCUUCCCAAGAUUAUGUGGCAAUGCGACCGGAGCGAGAGUGUGUCCGGAAGGAUUCUCUUGUCUGCCGGAUGUGGGCGACAACCCAAAUUUUGGAUACACAAACUUCGAUAAUUUUUUAUGGUCCAUGCUCACCACCUUCCAGCUCAUCACGUUAGAUUUUUGGGAAGACGUGUAUAACAAGGUGAUCGCCACGGGGGGGCCACUGCAGGUUGUUUUCUUUGCCAUUGUCGUUUUCUUCGGUUCGUUUUACCUUAUUAACCUAAUGUUGGCUGUCGUUGCGAUGAGCUACGAGGAGGAGGCUGAGAACACUGAGGAGGAAAAAGCUAAAGACCUAAUGGAUCACACCUUACAGGAAAAGACUAAAGACCUAAUGGAUCACCGCGACGACUCAACCUUCAGUUUCGACCCAGAGAAGCUGACACACGCUCGACCCCUGGAAAAGAAGAAACCCAAGAACCGGCGGGUGAUAGUGAUGCGUCGAGGCGCCGGCAUCCUAAGUGACAAAUUCUCCAAGAAAAAGAAGAAAAAGGACGGGGAGGAGACUGACGACAAGAGGAAGGGAAGCGCCUCCUCAGAAGACACCAGCAGGCAGCCCUCAGCACCCCCCGCCACGCCACUCCUCACCAGCUCCCAGGCGGCCAUGUCAACGGGCCAGCACUCCAUGUCCAGGCCGGCUUCCCUUGUGGUCACGCCGCCGCCCUCCGCUUCCCCCGGGCCGCCCCAGUCCCCCGGAGACCGCUGCCAAGGCUCCCAGGGGGCCAGCCUCCCCCCCACCGGUGCCUCGUCGUCCUGUGACCCCUGUAACGCCUCCUCCGCCACCAGUUGCUGCACGUGUCACUGCCACACGCGGCAGCAACAGGUGGCCGCGGCGCCCCCGGGAUUAGUGGCUCUUAGGGGUGGUUGUGAUGACCCCAGGCCGCACCUCCGCCUCGCCAACAAUCCCGCCCAUCGCCAGCCCUCCCUCGACGACUCCGGCGUGGUGGGCGACCAUGACGGGGGAGACACCAUGUCCAUUCACCAUCUGCCACACGCCCCCCAGGAGUUAGUGGGCAAGGUGGAGCAGGCCCUCUACGCGAGAAGAAAGUGCAACGGCGUAAGUCCCUCCUCUCCAGCAGCUCUCUCUGCUUCCUCGCAACAUAUAGUCAUAGUUGAAGAUGAGGUGGUGGACCGUAACUGCGACAAGUGUCGGGAAUGCUGCGUCAGCUAUCGCACCUGGCUCAAGUUUCAAAACCUUUUGUAUAUAGUAGUCCAUGAUGCCAUCUUCGACCUGUUCAUCAUGGUGUGUAUAAUAAUGAACACAGCCUUCCUGGCCAUUGAACAUCAUGGCAUGUCCUAUGAACUCAACAUGGUGCUCGAAGUUGGCAACAGGGUGUUCACAGCAGUAUUUACGCUGGAGUGCAUGAUGAAGAUUAUGGCACUGAGCAAGGAGUUCUUCAUCAACAGAUGGAAUGUUUUUGACUUAGUUAUUGUCCUCGCUUCUCUUCUGGACUUGGGUCUGGAAAUUGGUUCUGGGUUAUCAGUGUUGAGAGGCAUGAGACUAUUGCGGGUGCUGAAACUAGCUCAGUCAUGGCGGACGAUGCGUGUGUUGCUCAGCAUCAUCGUAUCAACACUUGGAGCCCUGGGAAACCUUACCUUUGUCCUGCUUAUUAUUAUCUAUAUUUUUGCUGUCAUUGGAAUGCAGCUUUUUGGGAAGAAUUACACUGCUGCCAAUUUUCACCCAGAUCCAAUUCCAAGGUGGAACUUCACUGAUUUUUUUCAUUCCUUCAUGAUGAUAUUUCGUAUCCUGUGUGGAGAGUGGGUGGAACCUCUCUGGGAUUGCAUGAGGGCUGAAAAGAAAGACGGGUCUGAGACAUGUUUGGCCAUCUUCUUGCCAGCCCUUGUCAUGGGAAACUUUAUGGUGCUCAAUCUGUUCCUUGCUCUUCUCCUCAACUCGUUCAACUCUGAAGAACUAAAAUCUCGACAAGAUGAUUUAGAAGAUGAAUCUAGAAUACUUCAGCUCUUUGUUAGAAUACGGGAUAGUAUCUUCAGGAGAAAGAAGAGGAAAAACGAAGAAGAGCUGAAUGAAGAAGGCAGUGCAAAAGAUGAGGAAGAUACAAUACCAGAUCGGGGAGUGAAGAAAGCUUUCAGUGAACCUGAGAUGCAUGCAAGGUGUGAGGAGGAAGUGGGAGGAGAUCCUCAGACAAAAGGCUACAAACGGAUGGCCAUUGUAGACCAGAACUCCAAAACCGUUUUGGCUGAUCCACCUCAAGAAAAUGGACAUACGGACAAGAAUGUAGUAAAUGGAAAGAAAGUAAAAUUUCAAGGUAACACGGCUCAGCAGUGCCAUCAAGGGGAUGAUGAUCGACCAGAAAUUAUUGAACUGUCUGAGCUUAAUCAGGAAGACAGUCCAUUUGCUUUCUGCCCUCCUCCAAAAACUAAAGAGCAGGAAUACCGUGGCCAACAUUAUCAAGAGUUUACUUCCAAUGACUACCCCUCUGAAGAGUAUCCCGUCGGGGAGUAUCGCCAGGGAUAUUCAAAUGAGUACGGCCAUGAGCACGACUAUCACCAGCUGCAGUUACCAGAGUCUGAGGGGGAGGGAGGCAAUAAUGAGGACAGUGUAUCAGAAGUCAACUUGUCUGAUGGAAACAUUCCCAAGAUGAAGUUAGAAGAGACGGUGAGCUUCAGAUCUCAGGCCAAAGGGAGAUUUGGAGAGCCCAAUGGGGGCCCUAAGGGAAAACACUGGCAGAAAGUGAAGAAAGAAAUGCCAACAGCAUUAAAUAAGACACAAAGCUGGAGUGCAGUUGUCAACUACGUAGACACUAUAACAGGUGGGGUGAAGGAUGAUGAUGAUCCAAGAUUCAAACGAGAGCAGAUUUUGGCAAAGGAACCAGCGGACUGUUUUCCAAAGCAAAUUUUUGACAGAGUCCAUUGUUGUGCCCUCUUCACUGAAACAAGGCUGUACAAGAAAUGGUAUCGGGUGCGACAAAUGUGCCUUUAUGUUGUUGACAGCCCCUACUUUGAGUGGGUUGUUCUCAUCCUGAUUUUUGCUUCAUCCGUUACCCUAUGUUUUGAAGAUGUCCAUUUGGAUUCUAAAACAGAACUGAAGGAGGUUUUGAGCUAUCUGAAUCUGGCCUUCGCCAUCCUCUUCACCAUUGAAAUGUUUGUGAAGUGGAUUGCUUUGGGCUUUGUCAAGUACUUCACUUCGGUGUGGACCAUUCUGGACUGCUUCAUUGUCCUGGUGUCCAUGUGCAGUCUCUUCAUAGAGCAAGAUAACCUGAUUGCUCUGCGCAGUCUUCGAACACUGAGAGCCUUGAGGCCUCUGCGAGCCAUUUCUCGCUGGGAAGGAAUGAAGAUAGUGGUCAAUGCUCUCAUGUACGCCAUCCCGUCCAUUUUCAACGUGUUGCUGGUGUGUCUUGUAUUUUGGCUCAUCUUCUCCAUCAUGGGUGUCCAGAUGUUUGGGGGAAAGUUUUACAAGUGUAUAGACCACACUGGAGAAAUUCUACCUCUAAAGAUUGUUGGAAAUAAAACUGACUGCUUUGCGAAGAACUACACGUGGGUCAACAGUAAGAUAAACUUUGAUCAUGUGGGAUAUGCUUAUCUUGCCCUCUUUCAAGUGGCAACUUUUGAAGGAUGGAUGGAGGUCAUGGAGGACGCUGUUGAUUGCCGAGGCAUUGACCAGCAACCUGAGAGAGAAGCAAAUAUAUAUGCAUAUAUUUACUUUGUUAUCUUCAUCGUUUGUGGAUCAUUUUUUACCCUCAACCUGUUCAUUGGUGUCAUCAUUGACAACUUCAAUGCACUCAAGAAAAAGUAUGAAGGUGGAGUGUUGGAGAUGUUUCUUACGGACUCUCAGAAGAAUUAUUACACUGCCAUGAAGAAGCUUGGUCGCAAGAAGCCUCAGAAAGUCAUCAGGCGACCACAACACCCGUACCAUGCACUGUUUUAUGACAUAGCUGUCUCCAGAAGAUUUGAAAUUUCCAUCUUCGUUUUGAUCUUCCUCAACAUGGUCACCAUGGCAAUCGAGCAUUACCACCAGUCCCGCACAGUUGCCUUCACCUUGGAAGUCUUCAAUGCUCUCUUCACAACCAUCUUCGGACUUGAGGCAAUUGUGAAAAUCAUUGGCUUGCGCCACCAUUACUUCACCGUUCCAUGGAAUCUUUUUGACUUCAUCCUCGUAUUUGCAUCAAUAAUGGGAAUCCUCUUGCAAGAUGUGCUUACCAACUUCCCCAUCAGUCCAACACUUCUCAGGGUUGUCCGAGUCUUCAGAAUUGGACGUAUUCUCCGUCUCAUCAAGCCGACGGUGAACGGCCGAAACUCCUUCUUCGGUCAGGCUGCAAAGGGGAUUCGGAAGCUGCUGUUUGCCCUUAUUGUGUCCCUGCCAGCUUUGUUUAACAUUGGCGCCCUGCUCUUCCUGAUCACCUUCAUUUAUGCCAUCAUUGGAAUGGCUGUGUUUGGCCACGUGCAGCGGAAGGGAGCCCUUGAUGACCUGGUCAACUUUGAAACAUUUGGCAACAGCAUGAUGCUGUUGUUCAGGUUGAUCACCUCUGCAGGUUGGAAUGAUGUGCUUGAUCCUCUGAUGGCACAACCACCAGACUGCGACAUGGAGUAUAUGAACCAACCCAAUGGCAACUGUGGUCACCCAGUUAUUGCUAUCAUCUUCUUUGUUUCGUUUAUCAUCAUCAACUUCAUGAUUGUUAUCAACAUGUACAUCGCUGUUAUUCUAGAAAACUUCAACCAAGCGCAUAAAGAAGAAGAAAUUGGAAUCGUCGAGGAUGACUUAGAGAUGUUCUAUGUUAGAUGGUCAAAGUAUGAUCCUCAUGCCACACAGUUCAUCAACUUUUCACAACUUUCUGACUUCAUUGCAAGUCUUGACAGUCCAUUUGGCAUCCCUAAGCCCAACACAGUUGCCCUUGUGUCCUUUGACUUGCCCAUUGCCAAAGGGGACAAAAUACACUGCCUUGACAUUCUUCAUGCUCUAACUAAACAUGUUCUUGGGCAUGUAGAAGAAACAGAAGAAUUCAAGAGGUUCCCCCCUCAGCUCAAGAUGCAGAUGGAGGAGAAGUUUAAAAAGCAGUUCCCUACAAGAAAAGAACUGGAGAUUGUAUCUUCAACCAGACGUUGGAAGAAAAUGGAUUCAGCAGCAAAGACCAUUCAGCAGGCAUGGCGUGCCUUCUUAAAGUACAGGCAUGAGUUGGAAAAGAAGAAUUUACUUUUAGAGGAGGCACAAACUCAGACCUCCUCCCCUGGUGGAUCAUCCAUAAAAUCCGGCUUUAAAAAGGUCUCAAACCUACUUCAAGUUGUUCCAAUGCCAAUGAGUGUGCCUCGACGGAGAUCUGUUACCGUUCUCCAGGUGGAUGGAGGAGGAUCUAGCUCACGCCGUGCUUCCCGUGCUUCUAUAAAUGAAACUUCAACAUCUCCUCGUGGUUCUUUCUUCUUUCCCCUCUCACGUCGUGCUUCACGAGCCUCUGCCGCUUCCGCUACCUCAGGAGCCUCAAACCCAUCUUUAGUGUCUGUACAGAUCCACCAAGUAGGUGACCACAACUCUCCCCAUGCAUCUCAAGGUUCUACAGAAGCCCUCAACACUGAGGCCAGCUGACACAAGCCAUCCCUGGGCCCUCCGUGAAGCCCUGCCUCUGUGUUACAUGUGCCCUUUACUACCCGCCAUCACCUGUAUAAGGAUUGAUGUUGGCAGCUAAAAUAAUUGAUAGUCUUCUAGUUGAAAGCUGAUGACUAUCUGUGCAGUCUUUGCUUCUACAUGGUAGCCAAGUCUGAUUCCAUAAUCACUUGGUUACACCUGCCCAACUGGCCUUCACCAGUUUAUACCUGUAAGCCUGACAGUGAGGCUUUAUGCGCUACGAGUACCCAAAGGAGAAGAGAAGAGCACGAUGGCUGCUCUAAUUGUUAUAACUUAGUAUUUGCAUACGUUCCUGAAGCCUAUUCCAUGUUGAAUAUUGGCACAUGUUAAAAGUAGGUAUGAAAGUGGGUUAUUACCUUUGCCAGAUAUAUUGAUAUUGCUCAUUUUGUUGAAAGUGUCUAGUUUAUAGGAGCCUAGUUUUAUAAGCCAGUAAAGGUAAUAUUACGUUUCUCAGACUUCUUCAUAGAAUACAAAAAUACCAAAGAAAAACAUUUUUAUAUCAAGACGUUACCAUCACACCACACUGGAUGACCUGUGCAAAGACAGGUUCAUUUUUUCUUUGAACAGCACAUGUUUUACUAGUCACACAAUUAAGGUUUUGAUACUUUGAAAUUUAAAAAUAAAACCUAAGAAAAUUUUAAAUAUUAUAUUUAGUGACCACACAGGAAUUCUUUGAUUCCUUAAGAACAUGUCAACAUCUUACAUUGUCAGUACUUUGGAACAAGGAUUUUUUUAAUUAAUAUGUGCUAAUCUUUGUUUAUUGAUACAAAUUUUCACAAACAGAUAAUCUUAAUGGAGCUGCAAGAUGUUUCCAUAUGCAAUAGGUUUUGUUUACUAAGGUUUUCAAAGAAUCAUUUUCAUCCUCUAUAUGCAAAGAUUGCAUUUCUCAUAGAAAACCUCAGAGGCCCACUCAUAUCAGAAUCAUAGCUACACCAGACAGGCUCAAAACAUUACAGGCUCUGUAGUAAGUAUAUGAUGUGAUUGCAACGUAGACAUGUGGAAAUGCAAUCUCAAUUGGCAGCAGGGUUGUCGGUAAACUUUAAAAAGAGGAAGAGUAAAAAUCUUACAUGCUGUAUUUUCAGUAAUCAAAUUUAAAUGAAUUUCCAUCAGUAUGACUCACAAAAUCAACAUUACAGAAUAAGUGCUGUACAGUUUUUGUCUUAAACCAAAUGCAAAACUAAAUGGAGCUGACAGCCAAUCAAGCAAUAUUAUACUUGCUAAAAUUACAUCCGUACUAAUGAACCAUUGCUCUAAACCAGAUUCAUAUAAUUAAUUUACAUUUUCUGCAGCAGUCAUAAUCAGCAGUACAUUGUCUUAAUCAACAUUUUUUUUAAAGAGUAUGUGUAAAUUGUGAGCAGUUGCAAUGUAUCUUGUUAAAACAUGUGUUCAUAUUUGUAAGCUUUUACAAAUGAAUAUUUGCCUUCACAAUGGUUACUGUUAGAUAUUUGAGGCCUUAAGAGUCAUCUGUUUGACUCUGGAUAUUUUAUAAGAUUUUUUUAGGUAGUCAUGCCUUGAAGAAAACAUUAACAUCAAAUUUUUAUUUCAAACAAAAAAAAAAAAUUGUUUCACUUCAAAGUUACAUAACAUGAAAAUAAAAUAUAAAAAAAUAAGUACAUAUACACAUAUUCACACAUACAUACUUGCAUUUUCAUGAGUCAGUUAUUUGCACACUAUUGUCUGAGUCCCAUACUAAUCAGUAAGGAUAUAAGAUUUCUUAAUUUUAUGAAUACAGUAAUCUUCCUAUGUGAUUAAAAAGGUUAAAAAGGAAGUGAAAACUUAUAGUGUAUCUUCCUAUGCAAUUAUAUGAAAAAAUGAGGGGCAUACGCUUAUAUGUGCUUCACCACAGUACUUGUCUCCACCUUGUCCUCUGAGCCCGUCAAUGGGUCAAGAUCCCUUUCCCAGGACUGUGGCUUGACUGUGAUAUUUGUAUUUACACAGUUUAUCUUCUUCAGGUUUCUUUAGGUACCUCUGGGUAUCCUAAUUAGGAACAAAAUUAUUUAGAAUGUUGGAAAGAGGACUACUAAAGUUGGAAAGAACUGUGAAAUUUUUCAAAACUUCAUGUAUACAAAUGAUGCAUUCUCUUACCAGAAAGAUUUUGGCUGAGAAAAGUGGAUAUAAGCAUGAUGUAAGAUAUCUAUAGGACAUAAAGAACUGACAUGUUGAGGGUGAAGUUACAAGAGAGCUGCAGAAUACAAAAUUCAUACGAUCAGAGACUUGAUAAAAAAUUUCUGAGGGUGUGGGUUUGAGAAUGUAUGAUGACAUUGAAUGGAUGGGGAGAACAAGAGGGAUGGAAAGAACAUGCACCACUGAAGCUGACAAAAGGUGAGCAAGAGUGGAGGGAACCUUGAAGGCAGCAUCAAAGAGAGAAGGAAUGAGUCAAUCAGGCUGGACGCUCUUUUUAUCUUGAAGGCAGUUUGCCUCAGACCUCGAUGAGCCACACGACGUUGUCUGGUGGUGGGGACAACAGCACAGUCAUGGUCACUGCCAGAGUGAGGACAUGAAGGGUCUUCAAUUAGGAAUGUGGUCCAUUUCAAUGUUUUUUUUUCUUUCUUUUUUCUGUCAAGUACAUUUUCUUCAUUUAGAUGCUUCCCUCUAAUAAGUCUCUUGGCCCUGCCUCUGCAGCAAUUAGGAUUCCAUUAUUUCUUUUUUUAUUAUUAUUAUUAUUAUUAUUAUUAUUAUUAUCAUAGUUAUUGUUUAUAUAUUUAUUGCUAUUUUUAUCAUGGUUGUUCUUAUCACUUAAUUAUUGAUUCAAUGAAUCAAAAAGGAAAGAGCUAUGCAUCAGUGACUUACCAAUGAAAGUAGGGAAGAUAACCCAGGUUGUUAGAUAUUUUAUGACCUUGAAUGCCCAUUGAAGAUGCAAGAGAGCUAAUGGCUAAAAUCAGAACAAAAUGUUUGUUAUCUACCACCUUAUCUUACAAGCAGUGUAAUGAAUUACAAAAUGAUGCUUUCCUUUCAAUAGUUGUUGAGAAAGAUGUGUAUUAGGAACAUAAAUAUUAUCUCAUACUACCAUUCCAAUGCCAUAUGCCAGUCAGGUCAGGUACUGGCUGUCUACUUCCUGAAAAUUACCAAACAUUUUAAUCAGUGAUGUCUAGUAUCCAGUAGCCAAGGAGUGCCUGGUUACAGUGGCAAUUGAAGCCAUUCUAAGGCAAGAAAUGCAAAAAGUGUCCGGCGUAAUGAGCUCGGACACCAUUGGUUAGUGCUGUGCACUUACGAUACACAGAUUUUGAGAAGGGGAGCUGAUUAGUUGUUACUCAUGGAGGAGCUCUUGAAUAUCAAAUAGGAUGUUUUAUGACUCAGGAAGGGGCGGAGUCUAGUAAGGAUCAAAAAGUGCUUAAGAAUGGCCAUACAAUUCACUGGAGAGGCAAGCCUGAUGGGAGCAAGUGGAUACAUGGAUAUUUUGUUGACAAAAUUCUUGAUAAUAACUUGGUUGAAUUCUUUAGAGUAAAAUAAUUGCAUGGCAUAUAUGACAUUUAAAUUAAAUUAUAGAUACAAACGAUUCUCUGCCACUGAGCACUGAACAGAGAUAUUUCAAUUAGUGCAUUUUCUGCAUCAUAAUUGUGGAUGAGAGACAUGGUCAGUGACUAAGCCUGAAAAGGAAAUUAAAACUACUAAGGGAGGACCGGGGAGAUCACUGCUGGACAACGGGUGAGAAAAAUGACACAUGGUAACGGAACAGACAAAGGAGAUGUAAUACCUGCUAAUACAUCAGUCGGAUUCCUUUAUGAAUAAUAUGCUGUCAAAGCCAAGCUCAAUAUAAAAUUACAUGUGGUGUACAAUAUCUACCACUAUGAUGAAAUCACCCUAUUGCUAUAGUUGCAAAUAUUGAUGCAUGCUCUGGGACCAUGCCCAAGAAAUGCAUUAUUGGCCAAUUCUGUGAAAGGGAAGUUGUGCAAGAGAUAUAAGAGGUAUCUCCAAAAAUAUUUAAAACACUUGAAAUUGGCUAAUGUUGGGCUGUAUGAAGUCUUUUUUAUCCAAAUAAUUUGAUAAGUUUUAUUCAUUUGUGGUGUUUCUCUGAAUCACACGACAUUCAUAACUUUCAAAGUUCAUAAUUUUUUCACACCCACUAAUACUUUCAAAGCAUGUAUGUGAUAGAAAUAAUGCUAUUACCAAUCAGCCAUUCCACUUCCCAGAAAUAUUAAUACAGUGCAGUGUUCAUGCCUGCACUCAAGGGGGGAGGGGGAGGGGGAGGGGAACUCCUCACAUUAAAACUUCCCUUCCCAGUACUACUGAUUUUUGUUUGUAUCUUUUUUUUUUAUCAAAUAAAAACGAAAAAAAGCAAUCCGUGUAUUGCUUCAGUGUCAUAGUAAGUAGUUAUAGGUUUUCAUUCAUUGAUGUCAUAGUCUAUACAAGAUCUGAAUAAGAGAAAGGAUACCGGCAGAUCAGUGAUAUGCAAAUAACUGACUCAUCUUUCCACUGCUGGUGAGUGUAUUCAUAAAGCCUGCACACUUAAAGAUAUUUAAGGCAGACUUUUAUACAUUUAUUUGACAACAUAUUUUGAAAUCAAUCCAAAGUGACAAUUUUUAUCAUUGCAUCUUAUUGGCACACACAUGGCUGAACUUUUUGAGCUUGGUCACUAUCGUCAACUGUAAAAAAAAACAAUAACCUAAGUAACUGAGCAUUCCACGUGGUGGCAUGUAGAAUGUUCAUUUCCAUUAAGCAUUUUUGCAAUGUACUAUAGAGGAAAUGGAUCUCACCUUCCAACUGUUAUGCUUUUUCAACUCUUCCUCUAUAAAUCGGUGAUGUACAUGAAAAGUGUUAGGAAUGAGUAACCUUUACUCUCUCAUUGUUCAAAUUUGUGGCAAAUAGAUUUUGUCAUCAUACAUUGCAAUGCACUUACAUUCAAUCACUCUUGGUUCAGAUAAAACUAGAAUUGAAUUAGAAUGAAUAUCAUGACUGUCCAAAUGAAAUAUUUCAACUUUUGCUUCAAAUUGAGAUGACAGGAACUAAAUACAAGGAACUAAGUGGGUAGCUUAUGCUGAAAAAAUGCAAAUGACUGAAGUACUGAACUUUAUUCAACUUUAUUCCUUGAAUGGAUUUUGGAAGGCAAGAGUUAUUGUCAUUAAUCAUAACUUUGAUUAUGUUAUGUUAUACACAAAUUAUUUAAAUUGUAUGAGAACAACCCAUAUGUAAAUUGUUGAUAUAACCCAGUGACCAAAGUCCUCCUUGAUGCAGGCAUUCCCAACCUUGUACUCAUGAGCAGCGCUGUGCUCCGUCACAUCUGGCAGUGCUUGGCUUGGCAAAAGAUUGUGCUAUUAUGAGAACAAAUUUCACCAUAUUAUGUAUAUGUAUAGACUGUUGAUGUAACAUUAUUACAUAACUAAAUAGCUGAUAGAAUUUUUCUUUUCCUCAUAAAAUUGAUAUUGCAGUUAGUUUGCUUUAUGCAACCUGAGAUAUUUUAUGUUGUGUUCUCAAAAUGGUUAAUGAAGAGGUUGAUUGCCAGGUGGUAAGGUUGGGAACCCUACAUUAUGGAUUAAGAAAUAUUUUAUUUUUGCAGAACAAAAGUAAAUUCAAGUGUACAAGUUCAUAUGGGUGACCUAAAACAAAAUAUUUUUAAUAAAUAAAAUCAUACACUAUAGAAUUAUGUAGCUGAAAAUAAAAUGCAUACCAUAUGUUUUAACAGUCACUUUUAGAUUUUAUAGAAUUCCUUGAAGAUUGUGACCUGAGUGGGCUUUUAAAAAUUGAGUAAAUCGAUCUUGAAAAAGAGAGAAAUAGCAUCAAACAACGGAAACAGUGAGAGAUGCAUUUUCAUUUUAUUGGCAAGCUGAAUUUGUAUGUCAGCUGAUUGAAUUAAACCACUCUUUUUCAAGGUCCUGCAGUCAUAUUCAUAUACUUCUAGGAUUUAUGGUAUUUGCCUCAUUAUCCCUGCACACUGAGCAUGGAACCAUCGCGAAACAAUAUGCAAAUAGAGUUAUUUGUCAGUUUGUUAGCUAUGUUGUAGGGUGCCAAAAGUUUGUUCAUGUCAUAGCCUCAACAAAUUUUCCAUGUUAUGAGUCAAGUUUCAUGCAAGUUUAGUCGGUUCUGUAACGGUUUUCUUAUAUCUGCAGCUAAAUCGUUUUAUAACUCAUGCCAUGAAACUUGACACAUGAGUUUUUUCCUAUAUAUUAAGUUUCACAUUAUAGGGGAAAUGUGCCAAAGAUAUGCACAUCUUUUGAAGGACCACUUCAACAAGAUUUCUGUAUUAUGUAAUAUCCAUGUAUAAUAAUAAUGUACAUAAUAACAAGUUUGUGUAAGAAGUAUAAUUUGUUAUCCUUGGCAACACUUUGCCGGUUUGUACAGUGUUAGAAGGCUCCUCCUGCUGUUGAAGGCAGUCAGUCUUUAAUGUCUUGUUAUGAUAACUUGUUAUUUGCCUCCACAAAUACAAAGAAAAUAAGAUAACUAUUCAUGGUGCAUAAGUUUACUGUUAUACUUCAGUUUUAAGUAAAAUGAUAUAUUAAAUGAAUACUUAAUAUCAUUGUUAAAAUGUAUGUACUGGGUUUAAUUGUUUUCUUGGAAACUCAGAACUCACCAGGGAUAAAUGUAAUCACAUCUCCAUGUUACAAUCAGGUAGUUUUCAUGGUUCAUUCCACAUCCAACAUCAACAAGAUAACAAUAAAAGUGAAUGCCCUCUGCUGGCCCUCAAAUCAUAUUUUUAGGGUUCACAUCUAGUAACUAUUGAAUCCUAAAGGUCAGUGAUGGCAUUUCACAUUGUUAUACACUUAAAUAUUGCAUUUUUAACUUAAUAUAUAUAAUGAAGUUAUAUUUAUUUAUAUAAUUUUAAGUAAUCAUCUUAUGUAUUGUCCAGUACAGUGUUACUGUUCCUAUGCUGAUUUGGAUAUGAUGUUAUACUAAAAAUCAAAGUGACUAGGUGUUUUGUAGGUUCUAG